Molecule: messenger RNA, 1068 nt
Organism: Penicillium lagena
Lineage: Eukaryota; Fungi; Ascomycota; Eurotiomycetes; Eurotiales; Aspergillaceae
Product: putative NAD binding Rossmann fold oxidoreductase
Exons: 2
Coding region: 1-1068 (355 amino acids)
Biological process (GO): NADPH regeneration
Cellular component (GO): cytoplasm
Molecular function (GO): nucleotide binding; oxidoreductase activity
Source: RefSeq, a predicted model, not a curated record
AUGUCCGCCCGCAGACUCCAAGUCGGUUGCGCCGGCCUCGGCAGGAUGGGCAAAAGGCACGCCCUAAACUUCCUGGAACGAACCCCUCGCGCCCAGCUGGUCGCCGCCAGCUCGCCUGACCCGGCUGAGCUGGAAUGGGCCAAGACACACCUCGCCCCUUUUGGGGUCAAAUUGUAUCAGAACUACGACGAUAUGCUGAAGCAGGAGGGGCUCGAGGCGGUGGUUAUCGCGAGUGCCACAAGUGUUCAUGCCGAGCAGGCGAUCAAGGGUAUGGAAGCUGAGAAGCAUGUCCUGUGUGAGAAACCGCUGAGUACCAGCGUUGAAAUUUCUCAAUCCGUCAUCGACGCGGCAGUCAAAAAACCGCAUUUGAAAGUCAUGUGCGGGUUCUCCAGGCGAUUUGAUGCCAGUUAUCGAGAUGCCGAACAGAAGAUGAAGGCUGGGUCCAUCGGAGUCCCCUCCGUGCUGCGCAGCCAGACAUGCGACAAGCUCGAUCCGACAGGCUUUUUCGUGGCGUACGCGCAGUUCUCCGGCGGGAUCUUCGUCGACUGCUCGAUCCACGAUAUCGACCUGACGCUGUGGUUCUUCGGCGCCGAAAGCAAAGUCAAAUCCGUCUCCGCGGUGGGCAAUACAGCCGUGGAACCCGACCUCCGCAAGCACAAUGAUCGCGACAACGCGGUGGGCCUGGUCGAGUUCCACGAUGGCAGGAUCGCCUAUUUCUACGCUUCGCGAAUGAUGGCCGCGGGCCAAGAAGAUACCACGGAAAUCAUCGGCACGCGCGGCAAAUUGACCGUAAACUCGCAGCCGGCGAUCAACCACGUGCAUAUCUAUGACGAGACGGGCGUGCGCAGGGAGAUCCCCCAGCAUUACUAUGACCGCUUUGAGUAUGCAUUCGUCACGGAGGCGAACGAGUUCACCGCCGCUUGUCUGGAUAACACGCCGCUGCCCCUUGAUCUGGAGUCUGCGGUGAAAGCUGUGCGGAUUGGCGCUGCGCUGCAGGAGUCGUUGAUUACGGGGAAGAAGAUAUUUUUUGACCUCCAGGGGAACCGGACUGAGGUUGCACACCUUUAG